[Torrubiella] hemipterigena is the source of this 462-nucleotide messenger RNA. The record is from the annotation of a GenBank genome assembly. NCBI's taxonomy places the organism in Eukaryota, Fungi, Ascomycota, Sordariomycetes, Hypocreales, Clavicipitaceae.
AUGCCUCGCUGGACUAGAUCUUCUCGUGGCAGCAGCCGUAGUAGCUUCGGCGGCUUCGCUCCCGGAGUGUCGGUUCCCAGAGGAACUGCCUUCACUAUGAGAAGCAAUCCUUCCGAGAUGGAGGAUAUGAGACAGGCCUUUAGGCAACACGAAUUUGAACAGGAGCACUUCUGUCAACAACAGCAGCAACAACAACGAGGGCGACAAGGGCCAGAGCCUUCUGAAGAUGAACCUGAGCCCAUGGCCCAGGAGUACCAGAGAAUGCAUCAACAGCAGGCUCAGUUCAUGGCCGAUCUGGAAAAGGGCCAGGGUGACUUGCCAACACCCUUUAGGCAGCUGAUGUGGACUCGAGGCAUGACCUGGGCCAUGAUUGGCUUUCUCUUUGUCAUUGCUGGCAUUAUUGCCCUUUACUUUGCUCGCAAGGAUUUCAAUGCAAAGAACUCUGCAAAGGUUUGGGCAUGA